Molecule: messenger RNA, 2831 nt
Organism: Ectocarpus siliculosus
Lineage: Eukaryota; Phaeophyceae; Ectocarpales; Ectocarpaceae
Source: the annotation of a GenBank genome assembly
AUGAUGCUGCGUGCGGUGUCGGGGCCUCUUCGCAGAGCAGCGUCAAGCUCAACCACACGACCACACCCUCCGCAGUGCGCACGAGACACGGCCAGGAGGAUCGCCUGCCGAGCUUCGGCGAAGAGCGAUGCUGCCCCUGCAGCACUGGGUGCAACCCUGGGCUCUAGGGGAGAGGAGUCUCUGCGGCGCCAGCGGAGAAGCCCUGUGAUGCCCACGUGCUGGGGCGUGAGAGGGCUGUCGGCGUCUUCUGCGCAGGAAGAGGAGAAGCUCGAGUUCCAGGCGGAGACGAGGCAGCUCCUGGACAUCGUGACCCACUCCAUCUACACCGACAAGGAGGUGUUCCUCCGCGAGCUGAUAUCGAACGCGUCGGACGCGAUGGAGAAGCUGAGGCACCUGCAAGUGGUCGGCGAAGCGAUCGAGGAGGGCUCAGCGCCGUCGGAGAUCAUGAUCGCCACGGACGAGAAGGAGAAGACGAUCACCAUCCAGGACACGGGCAUCGGGAUGACCCGCGAGGAGCUGAAGCUCAACCUCGGCACCAUCGCCCGCUCCGGCUCUAAGUCGUUCCUGAAGGAGCUGAACGAGGCGGCGGGGGACGGCAAGGACGGGGAUUCCCCCUCCGGAGCCCUGGAGGGCAUCAUCGGCCAGUUCGGAGUUGGUUUCUACUCGGCGUUCAUGGUAGGGGACACGGUGACCGUCCACACGCGGUCGGCCCGCGACGGCAGCAGGAGCGUGUGGACCAGCGACGGGUCGGGGGAGUUCGUGGUGAAGGAGGCCGAGGCCGUCGCGGAGGGGGAGGAGGAGAUGCCCCGGGGCUGCAAGAUCGUGGUGAAGUUGAGGGACGGCUGCGAGGAGUACGCGACUCAGGCGAGGGUGGAGGAGGUCGUGCAAAAGUACUCCAACUUCGUGGGCGUGCCUAUCAAGCUCAACGGCGAGGAGGUGAACACUGUGGAGGCAAUCUGGAUGAAGAGCCCGUCCGAGGUGGAGGAUGCCAAGUACGACGAGUUCUACAAGUUCAUCGCCAAGGCCUACGACGAACCGCUCACGAAGCUACACUUCCGCACGGACGCUCCGAUCGAGCUUAAGGCGCUCUUCUUCUUCCCCAGCUACCACACGGAGAAGUUCGGGAUGGCUCGACUUGAGCCGGGUGUGUCGCUCUACAGCAGGAAGGUUCUGAUCGAGGCGAAGUGCCCAGACCUCCUGCCGGAGUGGCUCCGGUUCGUGAAGGGGGUCGUGGACAGCGAGGACCUGCCCCUCAGCCUCAGCCGCGAGAAGCCCCAGGACACGGCCCUUCUCGGCAAGAUCGGCGGCGUGCUGACGAAGAAGAUCAUCAGAUUUCUGCAGGAGAUGAUGCGGAAGGAGCCGGAGAAGUACCGGACGCAGUUCUUCGCCGAGUUCGGGGCGUUCUUGAAGGAGGGCGUGUGCCAAGACUUCACUCAUCAGGGAGAGAUCGCCAAGCUGCUGUACUUCGAGAGCAACAAGGGCGAGAAGGACGAGCUGUGCUCUCUUGACGAGUAUGUCUCAAGGUGUACACCGGAGCAGAAGGAAAUCUACUACCUCUGCGCGCCAAACCGCGAGCUGGCUAUGGCGUCGCCGUACUACGAAGCCUUCGGGGAUUCCGGGAGAGAGAUUCUGUUCGUGUACAACACGAUCGACGACUUCGUCAUGAACAACCUCAAGACGUACGCCGGCCGCCCGAUCAAAUCCGCAGAGGCGGAGGACAUCGAGCUCGGCGGCGACGACGCCGCCGCCAAGGAUAGCGAUGAGGAGGAGGACCGCACGGCAGUGGCGGGUUUGACUUCGGAGGACGCGGAGGACCUGUGCUCAUGGCUCAAGGAGUCGGCCUUGCCGGAGAGGGUGUUCGAGGCGAAGGUGACCACGCGGUUGAAAGACAGCCCGGCCAUCAUCUCGAGCCACGAGUCGGCAGCCCUCCGGCGGAUGAUGCGGAUGAUUGAGCAGCAGAACUCGGGCUCGGCGGCGGCCUUGCCCAAGCAGAAGGUCGAGAUAAACCCAAAGCACCCCCUGAUGACAAAGCUGCACGUGAUCAAGACGUCGAACCCCUUGCUGGCGCAGAUGAUUGCCGAGCAGGUGUUUGACAACGCGCUCGUCGCCGCCGGCCUGAUGGACGACAGCCGAGUCAUGCUCCCCAGAGUGAACGAUCUGAUGGCGAAGGUGCUGGCUGACGUCCCCCUCCCGACGGGGUCCGCUGGGGCCGGCAAGGCAAAGAAGAGCAAGAAGAAGAGCAACGAGAAGGCAGCAAACAAGGAGCCAACAGCGACAAGUGCUGAUGCUGCUGCUUCUGCUGCUGAUGCCAAAUCAGAAACUCCCUCGACGUAGUAGCGCCAAAGUGUGUCUCCGGACGACCUAGAAGUUUUUUUCUGGUAGAGAAUUGCGGCGUAUCGUCGCGGCGGAGUUGGGUGGACACUGAUGUUAUCGAGUAGGCGGUAAUCGCGUUGGUUUAUUUGUGUGCACCAUUUUGUUGUUCGCUCGGCCUUGUUGUACUCAAGUUCCCAUUAGAUGAUACGUGACUCCGCCGGCGUAAAGAUGUCCGGAUGCUCUUACAGUGCAGAUGGUAUUGAAGCCUACCACAGGAUAUUCAGUUGGCUAGCGUUGAAGGAUGAAGCCCUGUAUAGUGCCUCUGUUCUUGGAGAGUUCGAGAGUGAGGGAUUUGCCUUCGGUGCCGUUGAAGGCUUCGAAGAACAUGGGCAUGACGAUCUGCUUGCCUUUUGGGGUUAGGCUUGUCGAUGCCGUCGUUUUUCGCUCGCGACGCCAUGCGGAUGAUCAAAUGAGGUUUCAUUUCGCGAUGAGAAUGCAAACCGGGUACUCCGAAUUUU